Molecule: messenger RNA, 2969 nt
Organism: Pundamilia nyererei
Lineage: Eukaryota; Metazoa; Chordata; Actinopteri; Cichliformes; Cichlidae
Gene: cnp
Product: 2'',3''-cyclic nucleotide 3'' phosphodiesterase
Exons: 4
Coding region: 168-2084 (638 amino acids)
Biological process (GO): cyclic nucleotide catabolic process
Cellular component (GO): membrane; cytoplasm
Molecular function (GO): 2',3'-cyclic-nucleotide 3'-phosphodiesterase activity
Source: RefSeq, a predicted model, not a curated record
UUCCGCCUUCCACCCCUUGAAGAGUGGGGCGGGUACCCGUCUGUGCUCAGGAUUGCGUUGUCAUUGUAUUCAGAGAGAAACGCGUGGUCAGCGGCAGCCACGACCAGCUCCACAGCAGCGACAUAACUGGUACAUGGUGGUGUUUAAAGUUGGACUUUGAACCAGAAAUGGAUACUGAGAAGAGUGGUGAGGUUUUAGGUGCGUCAGAGACUCCACAGCAAGCGGAGACUGCAGUGGAAAAAGCAGCUGUGGAGACGCCAGUGGAAUCCACAGAGCUUGAGAAGUCACCAGCUGCUGAGGAAGCAACUGGGAAGAUGGCAGUACAUGGUCAGGAAAGCGAGGUCGUGAAAGAAAUGGAGGCGCUGAGUGUGACAGACAAGGUGGCGAUGCCCACAGAAAAAGCUGAUGCAGACUCUGUGCCUGGCGCAGCAGCGUCACAGCAACCAGAAGAGUCAUCUGAAAAGAAAAUCUCUGAACAGCAGCCAGAGAACAACCCAGAAUCUUUGGCUUUGCAAACGCCCCUGGCAGAGAGCGCCCCUGAACCAGCGCCAGAGAAAGCGGCCGAAUCUGUUCCAGAAAUAAAAGUGCAAACAUUACCUGACUCGGCCAUGACACAGCAGCCAGUAGAUACACAGCCACCGGGCCCAAAAGAGAAGGAACAAGCUGAGUCUGUGGGAGAACUGCAAAAAGCAAUGGAUACUGAGGCUGAAGGUGACUCCGGAGCUAAGCCUAAGGAGAAGGAAGAAGCCAAACCAGAAGAGACUGUUGUGGUGUCUGACACGUCUUCAGAAAAGCCAGCAGAAGCUGAAAUGCUAAAGACUGAGGCUUCAGCAGAAGUUGGAAAUGUGAGCCCUGAGUCAGAGCCUCAAAAAGAAGAGGAUAUCGUCCCAGCUUCUGGCUCUCUGUCUUUUGCCUUUUUAGAACAGGAGCAGACCAAAGAUGCCCUCCGAAUCUCUCGUACCCUUGUUGUCCUUAGAGGCCUUCCAGGGAGCGGUAAAACCUUUUUGGCACGUGCCAUAGCCGACACCUACAAAGACCACUGCACCGUCAUUAGUGCUGAUGAUUAUGGUGUUAAACCUGAAAAACCAGAAUCUAAUGCAGAGGGCUACAAGGCACUGGAUGAAGCUGUAGUUGCUCGUUGCACAGACGGAAACUCUUCCUCUGUGCUGAUAGUGGUAGACGACACCAACCACACCCAGGAUCGCCUGGCCCGUCUAGGAGAGAUUGCAGAGGAGAACAAUCUUGUUGCUAUCUUUUCGGAGCCAAAAACUGAAUGGAACAGAGAUCUUGGACAGCUGACCAAGAAGAACAAGCGUGGCCUAGAGGAAGCCCAUCUGGCAGCCAUGAAAGGACCACUUGAAGAAGUGUCCCUUCCUCUUUACUUUGGCUGGUUCCUUCUGUCCUCUAUCCAGGACAAGAUUAAAUGCACGUCAAUGGACUUCCUGAAAACACUGGACACCUUGGAGGCCUUCAAGAAACAUUUGAUUGACUUUUCAGGAAAAGCUGAGGAGGUGGACCUUGAGCAGUACUUUCAACCAACAGGAAUUCUCCAUUGCACUACGAAAUUCUGUAACUAUGGAAAAGCUGAGGGUGCCAAAGAAUAUGCAGAGAAACAGGCUGUAAAAGAUUCCUAUGGUUCCAUCUUCGAUCUGUCACUUGGUGCCCUCUUUGUAACCCCUCGCACAUUUGGUGCCAGAGUGUCUCUCACUGAGGAACAGCUUCAGUUGUGGCCAGCUGAUGCUGAUGCUGAAAAGCAGGUGGAGUCGGUCCCCGCAGCUGCCUCACUGCCUCUGGGAAGCCGCGCCCAUGUCACUCUGGGCUGCGCAGAGGGUGUCGAGCCCGUUCAGACGGGCAUCGAUCUGCUGGAAAUCUUGACCCUGCAGCAGGAAGGCCAGCAGGGGGAGCAAGUUGAAGAGAUGGAGCUCGGCACGCUGACCUAUUACGGUACGGGAAAGUGGCUGCUCAACCUCAGAGAGCCAAUUAGUGCCCCAGCCUGCUUCUCCAGCUUCUACGGGUGCAAGGAACCUGAGCCGGCCAAAAAAGACCACGAGAAGAAAAAGAAGCCAAAGUGUAUGAUCUUGUAAAUGGCAAACAUGGGAUGUGUGAGCUAGGAUGACUGGAAUUAAACUUGGGCUUCUUCUGUGCAAAGUUUGUGUGUUAGUUUGGGGUUUCACUUAUAGCCAUCCUAAAUCCACAAGUUGUGUGCCUUUUUUACCAUUGAUUUGCACCACAACCCAAGAUGCCUUCAAUCCCAUUAGGCUUGUUGUUAACACGGUUCAGUAUUUUCUUUUACAGAUCAGUGCCAGAGGUUGCAGUACCUGGCUGUUUGAGGUCUUGUUAGCUGCAGUUUUACAUAGUCUGCCCUCCUUCAGCUCCACUUAUCACUUCUUUCUAGAUUUCCUGUCUACAUCAGUGUUUCUCACUAAACUCAGCUGUGAUAAACUAGGUACUUUCAUUGCAUGCUAUGAUGUAUUUACACAUUACUGACCUGCUAAGAGUAGCUCUGCCACUUUAACAGAAUUUGUCUGGUGUUUCCUUUGACGUAGUAGUGUCAUUUCUGUGUGUUUGCGCAGCCUAGGAAGUAAUGGUGACAAUAACGUAUGGGCCAAAGUUGCGUAUUUGAAUAAGUGUAUUAGAUUGAAUGUCAUUUUUAGAGAACCUUCCUAGUAAAAAUCUUUGCACUGUGCAUAGUUUGAGAGGGAGAAUGCUGAUGGCAUUUUGUUUCUGCAGCUUGCACUUAGUACUUAUCAAAUGCUGUGAAUCAAAGUCCAUGUGUUGCAAUUUUCUUUUUUUGUACUGCGCAAUACUCAUUCAUUCUCUACAAAAAGCACUUCAUGCAUUGAAUUACAAUUUGUAUCCUGUGAUGGAACCUUCUGAAGGGCAAGUCCUACUUUGUGUCGCUCUUAUGAAUCACUAUUUUUGCACUUGUUUUGUACACUUAAUAAAAAGAACAUGCUUUGCUCCAGUAA